AUGUUCUCACUACCACUAGUUUUAUUAGUCUUAUUUAUUAAUGUUUUUGGAGUUAUUGGUGAUACUCCAAUUUUCGCUACAGCCACAUUACAUCCGGAUUCAAACAGUUCAGCAAAAGGUUUUGUCAUAUUUACACAAUUAAAUCCGAGUAGUUCAGUGGUUGUUCGUGGUAUAAUCAAUGGUCUUGUGCCAAACACACAGUAUCAUGGAUUUCAUGUUCACGAAAAAAAUCCUGGAAAUACAACAAAUUGUACAGCUGCUGGUGCACACUUUAAUCCGUAUAUGAAAUGGCAUGGUGGACCCGAUGAUACAAUUGAUCAACGACAUGUAGGUGAUUUAGGAAAUAUUCACUCAAAUGAAUUUGGAACAGCCUAUGUUCUCAUUAAUGAUUCAAUUAUUCAACUAGCUAACCAAACGCAAUCAAUUCUUAAUCGAACAAUUAUUGUUCACCGAGAUGUUGAUGAUUUGGGACGUGGUGGUCAAGUUGACAGUAAUACAACAGGAUUGUUUUAUAUUUAA
Didymodactylos carnosus is the source of this 519-nucleotide messenger RNA. NCBI's taxonomy places the organism in Eukaryota, Metazoa, Rotifera, Eurotatoria, Philodinida, Philodinidae. The record is from the annotation of a GenBank genome assembly.